This is a messenger RNA of Ilex paraguariensis (yerba mate), 604 nucleotides long. The record is from the annotation of a GenBank genome assembly. Lineage: Eukaryota; Viridiplantae; Streptophyta; Magnoliopsida; Aquifoliales; Aquifoliaceae.
CCCCUAUAAAACACGAAGGGUGUUUCUGUUCUGCUCCAAACAACCACAACCCAAAUUCUCUCUCUCUCUCUCAUCAUCAUCAUCAUCAACAUCAUAUCAACCAUGGUUCUGUCUAAAACUACUUCAGAAACAGAUGUGUCUAUUCACUCCACCUUUGCCUCUCGCUAUGUUCGGUCCUCACUUCCUAGGUUCAAGAUGCCGGAGAGCUCUAUACCCAAGGAGGCGGCUUCUCAGAUCAUCAACGACGAGCUGAUGCUUGAUGGCAAUCCUAGGCUGAACUUGGCGUCGUUUGUGACCACAUGGAUGGAGCCAGAGUGUGAUAAGCUCAUGAUGGCUUCUAUCAACAAGAACUACGUCGACAUGGAUGAGUACCCUGUCACCACUGAGCUUCAGGCAAGCCUUUCGUCUCCUGUACACUCUUCCCUGGCCAACUGGUUAGCUCUUCGCUUCCACCUUUAUGGACGGACCAAUGUUGUGGCCUAGGGGCUAGGAGAGCAACGUCCCUUGUUUUUUAUCCCACAGCUACGGUUUUUAUCAAUAAUUUGUGUUCCGUAAAUUGAUUGGACGUCAAAUUUAGAUCCCGAUACUGGCUUGUUGCAUCUCU